Molecule: messenger RNA, 1140 nt
Organism: Funneliformis geosporum
Lineage: Eukaryota; Fungi; Glomeromycota; Glomeromycetes; Glomerales; Glomeraceae
Source: the annotation of a GenBank genome assembly
AUGAAGCUUUCUCUUUCAGUGACAGAAGCCUCAUCUGAUAAUGAUACGAUAACCUUUAAGAUCAUUACCAAAGCGCGGGAAAAUUGUACCAUAGAUUUCACUUUCGCGUCUCCAGUAUAUCGUACUUAUCAACAACUUAAUUGGCUUUAUUCUAGACUUUGUUUAAAAUUACCUGAUUAUGUCAUUCCACCAAUUCCUGAAUCACCUAUUCUAAAUUUACUCGAUGAUUUGGAUUAUAUCAAUCGUAAAAGAGUUCAAAUUGAACGGUUCUUACAAAAACUUGGAAAUAGAUCAAAAUUUGUCAAAAAUAUGGAUUUUAAAUACUUUUUGACGAAUAAUAUGACCAAUUUUGAUUCAUUAGAUGGAAAAAUGGGAAAAAAAUUGGGAUUUUUAAAUAACAUUAUUAAACCCAAUUAUGAACGCGGUGUUCGUAUAUACCGUCCCAGCGAACCAAUCGAUGAAAAUAAUGCCGAAGAGUUUCAAAUGCGUGUAAUUUAUGUCCUGAGGCUCGAGGAUCAAUUCAAUGCCAUACUUGAUAAUGUCAAUGAGAUGAUAAAACAACGUGAAGGUUUGGGAGAUUGUAUAAAUCAUGUUGGUGAUUGUUCUUUACAAGCGCUUAAUAGUAAAUUUCGUAUGGGAGAUGGGAAGUCAAUUAAUAAUGCUGAACGUCAUAAACAAUAUGAUACCAUGUUGCAUUUAUUUGGAACUCUCACUAAUGAAGUUCAUUACUUAAUAGGUCGACAGGCCAUAAUGGAAAGUAUCAUAUUUGGUGACGUAUUUUUGGAAUACAGAAAUAUAAUAGAAGCUAUAAAGAAAACAGAAAAAUUGAAAUCAGUUAAGGGAUUAGAUUCAUAUGACGUACAAGUAGCGAUUGCAGAGGAUUCAAAGUUAACAGAGAAUGUACAAAAAGAGAAAGAAGAAUUUAUCAAUAAUGACCUUGAUAAUAUUGCAGAGUUUCAUGGCAUUACUGUAGUCAUGACGAGAGUAAAAUCUAAUUUACAACAAAAAAAUCAAUUAAAAUAUCAGCAGCAACAACAAAUUAAUAAUGAUGUAAAAUCUGUUCGAUAUGAUGGAAAUGAUUUAAAGAAAUCUCAUGAAACCUUUCAAAGAUAUGAUCCUUUAAAUGUUACACAUAUAUAA